Paramecium octaurelia is the source of this 3589-nucleotide messenger RNA. Lineage: Eukaryota; Ciliophora; Oligohymenophorea; Peniculida; Parameciidae. The record is from the annotation of a GenBank genome assembly.
AUGGACGAUAGUAUGAAUCAAACAUAGCCAAAAAAGAGGAUAUUCUACAUUCGAAAGAAAGCAGAUGAAUAAUAAAAAUAAUCUAGAUUAUAUUCUUAGGUCACAGGACCAGAAGGAAAAGUGUAUUUGCAAGGGGGAGGAGUAUUUAUUCAUCAUUAACUUAGUCAUUCAAUCCAGGUUUAUCCAUAGGUUCUAAAAUGAUGGUGAAGAAGCCUACUUCAGGCGUGCCAUCCUAGAUUAGUAGGGGAUAGGAUAAAUAGGAUCCAAGGGUCAGUACACCCAAAGGGCCAAUCAGUAGAAUUUCUGAAUUAGAUGAGGAAGAGAAGAAGAAUGAAGUUGAGGGUCCUUAGGUAUAUAUUCGAAUUCUAUAUGUUAAGUUGAAAAUGAAGAAAGAGCAUAUAUCAUUUUUGGUCAAAACUGAAACAGUCGGUUAUGAUAAUGUGGUUGUUUCAAAUAAUGGAAGUGCCGCUAUUUAUUAUGAAUGGAAGAGAAUUGAGAGCGUAAGGAAAUAGCCUAAUUCAAUCUAAGAUAUAAAUGAGGAGAGGUUCUUUUGUCAUCAUGAUUAAAAUGUUAUCAAACCUGGAGAAAGAAUUAAAUUUGUGUUUAGUUUUCUAUCCAAACAAGCAGGUGUGUUUAACGAAGAAUGGGAAUUGAAAUGUGAGCCUCCGUGUUUGACUUAAUUACCAAAUUUGAAAUUGACAGGCAUAGCAUUUAUAGAUGAUGAAUUGACAAAUGGAAGAAAAGAAUUUCAAAAAUAAGUGAAAAACAAAUUUGCAUUGAAAAUAGCAACUGAAAUAGUUGAUGAUAUAUUUGAAGAAGUCAAAACCCCACCUCCACCUAAACCAGAUCUAAGUGACCCUGAAUAAUUCAAAAUUGAAUUUGAAGAACUCAAUUUGGGAGAAUAAUUAUGGUUUACUCAUGAAAUUAUGAACUUCUUUAAUUUCUCAUCAGAUGAAAUAUGCUAAGUAUUGAAAUAGGAUAUACCUUGGAAUGGAGAUGUUAAAUUGCUAAGACAAUCAUGUCAUACUAUAGAUGAGGAGGAAGUUAAAGAUUUAGUAUUACGUAAAUUGGAAUUGUGGGUUAAGUUAGCCAAGAAAGUGCCAAUCUCUAGGAAUCCUAUUUACAGUGUAGUAAAGGAUUUAUUAGGAGAUGUGGCUAAUCAAGUUCCUCAAUUAUCUGAGGAUAUGCGUAAAGAAUUGCAAAUUUGGGACUAUACUUUUCAUGAACCUGAGGAUUUAACACCAGAGAAGGCUAAAGCUAAAUUGGAUGAAUUCAAUAAAAUGAAAGCAAAUUGGUUAAAGAAUGCAAAAAAGAAGAAGUGGAAUGAUGAAAUGGAAAAAGAAUUGAUUGAGGAGUAUAAAACUAAAUUGGGAGCUAAAGUGGCUGAAGCAUUGGCAUAAGCAGCUAUCAAAUUAGAAAAUGAUGGACAAUUAUUAUAAGUAGGAGCUAUGAUGAAACCAGAAUUAAAAUGGAAUGUAUUUAGAAGGAGAAGAUAUUAAUCUACUUAUUUUUAUGAUUUACUUAGAAAGAAAACAAUUUAAGAUUCAGAUAUUGAAGGAAAAAAAAUUGGAUUAAAGAUUCAUCUAAAAUUAGCUAAUAGACCAGAUGUUUAUGAACUUAAAGAAAAGUUUGAGUAAACAUUACUCAAAGAAUAAGAAGAGGAAAACAAGAGAUUGGAAGAAGAAAGAUUGGAAAAGGAAAGAUUGGCUUAAGAAGCAGCUAAGAAAAAAGGAAAAGGUAAACCAGUCAAAUAAAAAGAAGUUGAAGUUGUUUAAGGUACUAUUUCAUUAAUACUAAUAGUCUAAUAAAAGAACUAUGAUUUAAGUCAUCUAGAUUAAGCAACACUUUAAGAAUGUGUUGACACUAUCAAACUAUUGAUGGAACGAUAAGCCAAGAUUGUAGUAUUACUUGUAAGUUAUGACAAUCCAAGUGGAAAGUAUAAGUUUACAUCAUCAACUAAAUUCUUUUAUGAAUGGUUAAAGACACAUGUUGAAUGUCCUGUCUAUUUUAAUGAUGCUAUCAUUGAAAAUUUGGAUGAACAAUUAGAAACUCAAACCUAUUAAGAGAAUAGUGUUUUGGUAUUAGAAAAUCUAUUCUUCUACCCAGAUGAAGUUGGUUACUCUGAAGAAGAACCUGAUAUUGAAUCCAAAACACCAUACAGAACCCUAUUACCUUAUGGCAAUAUUUACAUAAUAGGAGAUAGAGUGAAUUUCUUUUCAAGAUUCUACCCUUCGAUCAUCCAUAUGAAUGCAGAUUAAACAAUCCUAUCAUCAGCUAUUGCAAAAGAUAUUCAUAUUUUAUGUCAUAAUCUAAUGGGAUGCUAAGAUCGAAAUGGAACUCUCAUUAUAGGUGGAGACCUGACUGGUGAUAAACUAUUAACAAUUGAUCAAUUAUCUGGUCAUCUUUCAUCCAUAAUCUUAUUGGGUAAAUUGGGAUUAGCAUUCUAUUUAACUAUGUAUGAGAUACAAAGCGAGCUUGUGUCUGAAGCUGUUAGAGAGGUUAUCAAAAAUCUACUUAAUGUUCUCAGAGAUGAGUCAACUGAAAAACCUCCUUAAAGGUUAACUCGAAUCAGUCAUCUUCCAGAACAGCCAAAACCAAAGGCAAGAUUAAUUUGUCCACAAGAUUAUUUAAUUACGACACUUCCUGAAGGAUAUGAUCCAGCAAAUUAAGAACAUGUUUAGAUUGUGACUAGUAGUAUUGCACCUUUUGUACCUGAAGGCAAUAUCUAACUUGAAGAAGGAAAGAUACUCUUAGAUUAUGGACCUAAGACUAUUGAAAUUGUUAAACAGGAAAUCUAAAAUGCCCAAAGAUUAUUUUGGAUAGAUGAUGCCAAUCUUGGAUUAUACAACAUUUAAAAAUAAAUAACUGUUCCUGAUUUCGAAGCUAUUGCUUUACUAAAGAAAUUAAGAGAGGAAGAAGCUGAAAGAGAAAGAGAGAGAUUAGAAAAGCUAAAAGAAAAGAAAGGUGGAAAAGGCAACAAGAAAGGUCUCAAAGAAGAACCACCCAAGGAACCUAUUAAUAGUAUUACAUAAUCCUCAUUAUUUUAUAGUUAAAACCACAAAGGAGAUUAAUGUUCCUGUCUUCAAUCUCACUAAUACAGACCUAGGAUUCUUUAUUUAUGAGAUGAAUCAAGAAAAGAAGGAUAGACAUUAACAUGCCUAAAAGUAAGGCCAUCAAGUUCCUUACGAUUUCAAUUAAGAUUGUGUAGUCACAAUUAUAGGUGAAAAAUUGGAGAAGGUUCUUAAUUAAGAAGACUUUCAAAAUAUAGGCAAGGAGGAAGAAAUUGAAUAGGCUCCAGAACCAAGUUAAAAGGGAUCCUAGUUCCCUUAAAGUGAGGCAGGAGAAGAUUAAAAGGAACAAGAGGAAGAGUAAAUUGAGGAAGAGAAAGUCAAGAUCAAUUAAGUAAAUUUAAUCAAAUAAAUAUAAGGUGAAACAAUUAUUAGCUGAUUUCUUUAUAUAGGAUUAAGAUUUCACUCUUUCAUUUCUAGCUGGAAAUUAAAUUCACAUCCAAACACUUGACGAGUAUCCACCAAAACCAGAAUCUGAAAUUAAUGAGGAGUAGUAUUUUGAAGAAGAUAGUACUCCUUGA